AUGUCUGAAUUUUGGUGUGUUUGUCGCAAGUACUGUAACGCUGAAAGAACCUCCAUUCAAUCGCAAUCAAUGUGGUAUCGUCAUCUUCAAGAAGCGGAUGAUGAUGAAAAGGAAAACAUUCGACUAGUGAAGUUCUCUGAUGCAUUUCGUGCAUCUGCUGCUCCCACACCUAGCACUUCGGCUGGUCCGAGUGAUUUGAAACAUCUGAAUGAAUCUAAUGACAACAAUGACAACAGUGUGCCCUGCAAACGCAAACGAUCAGAAGAUGUCAUGGAGCAGGACACAAAUAUUACUAGUCGACAAGGCUCGCCAGCACCAUCUCUUCACUUCAAUCCUCUGGAGCCAAAUUUCGAUCCUCUGGGGCCAGAAUUUGAUCCUACACAACCCCAACCAGACCCAUGUCCCAAUCAACAGCAGCUACCACCCAAUAACGAGCGCAGAUGUAGCCCACUCUGGGACUUGGACCUAGAUGAACUGUCUAAUAUGGCACGCAUUCCAAAGCUCCAACAGGAUAUGCUGUUCAUUUGUGCACUUCGGGAAGCUCAUUUAGAUGAUGGUGUCGGACUCAAAGGUGAGGCUCUUGAGAGGCUCCGUAAUCCCCCUUCCUACCCAGCAACUGUUGAUGACCCUGGUAUUGACUUUGCACUCUCGAUGUUCCUCGCACUCGAACACUCAUCAGAAGCAGCCUAUGAGGACAUACAAACUGCGGCUCAUUGA
Molecule: messenger RNA, 717 nt
Organism: Suillus clintonianus
Lineage: Eukaryota; Fungi; Basidiomycota; Agaricomycetes; Boletales; Suillaceae
Exons: 3
Coding region: 1-717 (238 amino acids)
Source: RefSeq, a predicted model, not a curated record